Messenger RNA from Talaromyces amestolkiae, 1227 nucleotides. RefSeq lists its product as uncharacterized. The record is from RefSeq and is a predicted model, not a curated record. Lineage: Eukaryota; Fungi; Ascomycota; Eurotiomycetes; Eurotiales; Trichocomaceae. Bases 1 to 1227 code for a protein of 408 amino acids. The transcript has 4 exons. Gene Ontology annotation, cellular component: fungal-type vacuole membrane.
AUGCCUAUUGGUGAAUCGUAUACAUCGGCUGGAGUCAUUGGUGCAAGUAGACCAUCCAUCGACUCCAAUAUCUCCGAGAAUGUUACGAAAGGUAAACAACGUGAAGAGAUAGAAGUCUCAAGUCAAGGUCAUUCCGGAAUUGGAGGCUCAGGUAGAGAUUUGGUCAACCGGCAGCCCAAGGGGUUCUGGGGCACUAUAUGGCGACAUUUCAAGCGAUACUGGCUGUGCUACGGACUUUUGGGAUUCGUCUUUCUUGCAGUGUUUCUGCCGGUCUUUUUUGUGGUCAUCUUUCCCGCCAUAGCACAAAGAUUGGUCGAUGAUGCAGGUAUUCCGAUUCACUCGGCUCAGAUCCUAAAACCUACACCUGACGGAAUUGUUUUUUCUCUGUCGGCAACUUUGGAUGUGCCACUAGGACUGAGCGUUCAGAUCGACCCUUUCAAUCUGAGCCUUUUCAACCGUGAUAUAGCGCCCCGGAUUCCGUAUAUAUCUGUGGAACUGCCAGCAUUUCACCUGAAAGGCAAAUCUGAAAUCACUAUAACCAAUCAGACCACUAAAAUCCUGGAUAUGGAGCAGUUUACCGAGUUCCUUUCUGUGGCAGUUUAUUCAAAAAGUUUCACGUUGUCGGCUUACGGGAAGACGACUGCGCAUCUAGGUGCACUGCAUGCACCGUUGACUCUAGAUAAGGACGUUACGCUUAAUGGACUGGAUAUGCUAAGCGGCUUCGCUAUUAAUUCUGCUAGCCUGCAACUGCCUCCCGAAUCAGACGGCUCAAAUCUUAUUGGAACUGCCACGCUGCCAAACUAUUCAGUGGUCACGUUUGCACUCGGCAAUGUUACUCUGAAUUUAAAGGUUGACGACCUAGUACUUGGAAACGGCAUCAUUGAGAACGUGGAAUUGGCCCCGGGCAACAACACAGUACCCUUGCGCGGCACACUAGAUAUCAGUACUGCUAUAGCGAAUAUCGGCAAACUCUUGAGUGCAGAAUCUAACGCGCUUUCGGACGGGAACCUAGAGCUUUCGGCCUCAGGCAAUUCGACAAUCUACAAUGGAGUCCACAUUCCAUAUUUUGAGGAGGUCUUGAACAAUCUCACCAUCAGCGCAGAUGUACCCGUUCUGCAGGUUUUGUUCGGUACGCUGGCCGGCCUAAUUUCUUCAAACUCGGGGAUCCUCUCGAACAUUACGAGCAUACUUCGAAAUACAAACUUGUCAUAUGGGCCUAACAUGUAA